Nelumbo nucifera (sacred lotus) is the source of this 2039-nucleotide messenger RNA. Its product is annotated as putative inactive purple acid phosphatase 27. The record is from RefSeq and is a predicted model, not a curated record. Gene Ontology annotation, molecular function: metal ion binding; acid phosphatase activity. Lineage: Eukaryota; Viridiplantae; Streptophyta; Magnoliopsida; Proteales; Nelumbonaceae.
UGGUAUAUAAAUACUAGAAUACUACUACUAUACUAGUUGUUCCUGCCGCAAAUUUCUAAAAAGAUCAGGGAUGGAGAGAAUGUUAUCUCUCAAGUUGUUGUUAGUGUUGUUGUUGCUCUCCAAUGGUGUUGCAGCAGCAUCUCAUAGGGUUGUGGGUGGCGAGCAGCCGUUGUCAAAGAUUGCAAUUCACAAGGCAACGUUAGCUCUUCUAGAUUCAGCGUCUGUUAAGGCAUACCCUUUUGUUCUUGGCUUGAAGGGGGAAGAUACUCAGUGGGUAACUGUGAUGCUUCAUUGCCCCAAUCCAUCUGAAGAUGAUUGGGUUGGGGUCUUUUCUCCUGCAAACUUCAAUUUAUCGAUCUGUCCACAAGAAAGCACUGGUUCAAGAGUACGGGCUCCAUUUAUAUGCUCUGCACCAAUAAAGUACCAGUAUGCAAAUUACUCCAGUCCAAAUUAUACAAAGACAGGGAAAAGUUCUCUGAAAUUCCAAUUGAUCAAUCAGCGGGCAGACUUCUCCUUUGUUCUAUUUUCAGGUGGAUUAUCAAAUCCAAAAGUAGUGGCAAUUUCAAAUGUGAUAUCCUUUGCAAAUCCAAAGGCACCUGUUUAUCCACGUCUUGCUCAAGGGAAGUCAUGGGAUGAAAUGACAGUAACAUGGACAAGUGGUUAUGAUAUAAAUGAGGCUGUUCCUUUUGUCGAGUGGGGCCUGAAAGGAGAACCUCAGAUGCACUCACCAGCUGGGACAUUGACAUUUCAGCGGAACAGCAUGUGUGGUGCACCAGCACGGACAGUUGGUUGGCGUGAUCCUGGUUUUAUACAUACAAGUUUCCUGAGAGACUUAUGGCCUAAUUCAGUGUAUACUUACAAGCUUGGUCACCGAUUAUUUAAUGGUUCAUACAUUUGGAGCAAGAUUUAUUCUUUCAAGUCGUCCCCUUACCCUGGGCAGAAUUCAUUACAGAAAAUCAUCAUAUUUGGAGACAUGGGAAAGGCAGAGCGUGAUGGUUCUAAUGAAUAUAACAAUUACCAGCCAGGCUCGCUUAAUACCACAGACCAGCUUAUCAAGGACUUGAACAACAUUGACAUAGUUUUCCAUAUUGGAGAUAUGCCAUAUUCAAAUGGAUAUAUAUCACAGUGGGAUCAGUUCACAUCACAGAUCGAACCCAUUGCAUCAACUGUGCCUUAUAUGGUUGGGAGUGGCAAUCAUGAACGUGACUGGCCUGGAACAGGAUCCUUCUAUGACACUACAGAUUCUGGUGGAGAAUGUGGCGUGCCAGCUGAGACCAUGUUCUAUGUUCCUGCUGAGAACAGGGCCAGAUUCUGGUAUUCAACGGAUUAUGGUAUGUUUCACUUCUGUAUAGCUGACAGUGAACAUGACUGGAGGGAAGGCUCUGAACAAUACCGUUUUAUCGAGCAUUGCCUAGCAUCAGUAGACAGGAAGAAACAACCUUGGUUAAUAUUUGCUGCUCAUCGUGUCCUUGGUUACUCCUCUGGGUCUUACUAUGGCAUGGAAGGCUCAUUUGAAGAGCCAAUGGGAAGAGAGAGCUUGCAGAAGCUUUGGCAAAAGUAUAAGGUUGAUAUUGCUUUCUAUGGCCAUGUCCAUAACUAUGAAAGGACAUGUCCCAUAUACCAGAGCCAGUGUGUAAGCACAGGAAAAUCUCAUUAUUCAGGUACUGUGAAUGGGACCAUUCAUGUUGUUGUUGGUGGUGGAGGUAGUCAUCUAUCGGAGUUUAGUGAUCUUCAGACCCUCUGGAGUCUCCACAAAGACUAUGAUUAUGGAUUUGUCAAAUUGACAGCAUUCAACCAUUCCUAUCUACUCUUUGAGUACAAGAGAAGUAGUGAUGGAAACGUCUAUGAUUCUUUCACCAUAUCAAGAGACUACAGAGAUGUCUUGGCAUGUGUACAUGAUAGUUGUGAACCAAUCACCUUGGCAACUUGAUAAACAUUUAAUACAUCAUUAGGGAGAAUGAAUUUGUACUUCAGUCAAUAUGAAAAAUGCUCCAUUGAUGUAAAUUUAAAUACAAUCUUAUUAAUAUAAAUGAAGUUCA